AUGGCCGACAUCAAUCCCCCGGACGUGUCGCAGCACACAGCUGCACAACGGCAAGAUGUCGCCUCCUCCACUCCUGAACCUGCAGCAUUUCGCUUUUGGAAAGAGAUCAGAGCAAGACAAGAAACGCUGGACCUCUUCUUGGGCCACGUAUUCGCUCUCGCUCCAACCCCAGGUGCCACCAUCAAGCCUUUCUACCAACAGUACCGACUGGCUGGCGCUCUCAAAAGCAGCAGCGCGCAACUGGUCAGACAAAAGAACGUGGACCUAAACGCCAUGCGGGUCAACAAGGAGUUCCGCGACGCCGGGAGCCGGCUGGUCUAUGGCCGAUACGUGUUCCACUUCGAGGACCCGGAAAACUGCCAGUGGUGGACCGAGCAUAUCGGCAACCAGAACUUGGCCAACCUCCGAAUGUUGGCGGUGAAGAUGUACUCGGGAUGGGAUAUCGACUGGUUGAAGUCAGAGUCAGGGUGGGAUACCAAAUCCAACAGAAUCAGCUACGACGUGGACCUUUGUCAGGAAGAACAAUGGCACCGGUUCUUCUCGCGGUUGAGGUAUCGCCACAACCUGGACAGACUCGACCUGGACUUCUCUCGUUGGGGACUGUUCGACGCUUUUGAAGGUCUGACCGAGGAAUGGCAGGCCGAGGUCAGGAAAUGGCGCGAGGCGCUCCUCGAGAAGCUCUUGGACCUCCGCGGCUUCCAAAUCGUCAACAUCAGCGACCCAUGUGGAAUCGCCAUUCCCAGGGCAGACAUACCCGAGUGGAGGGAGACCAUGACUCAGGCUCGAGAACCCGCCCCGCCCGUCAACCCAACACCGGUGCCCCUGGAGCAGACACUUCAGCAUCUCAGGGAUAUGAGGAGACAGAGCGAGUAUCGGGAACGGAUGGACCAGAAGAGUCAGAAGAAGGAGAGGAAGGACAAGAAGAAGAGGAAGAGGUUGGAGAGGAAAGCCAAGGAGGCUGGUAGCAGUAGCAAGGCUACGGGCAGUGCCGAUGCGGAGUAG
Molecule: messenger RNA, 1002 nt
Organism: Fonsecaea multimorphosa CBS 102226
Lineage: Eukaryota; Fungi; Ascomycota; Eurotiomycetes; Chaetothyriales; Herpotrichiellaceae
Exons: 1
Coding region: 1-1002 (333 amino acids)
Source: RefSeq, a predicted model, not a curated record